Messenger RNA from Coffea arabica (coffee), 1338 nucleotides. Lineage: Eukaryota; Viridiplantae; Streptophyta; Magnoliopsida; Gentianales; Rubiaceae. The record is from RefSeq and is a predicted model, not a curated record.
AUGGAAGUUCCCAAUACCAUGUGGGGAUUUCGCUCAUCAUCAACAUUAGCGAACAUAUUUCUCCUUCUCUUAGUUGCCAUGAUCUUUUCAGUAAGCCAUGUUUCAGCUUCUAAACAAUUUCAAAAUGAAACUGAUCGUCUUGCUCUGCUUGAAUUCAAGAAGCAGAUAUACAAUGACCUGCUUGGAGUGCUGAACUUCUGGAACCAUUCACAGCACCAUUGCCAGUGGGAAGGAAUCACAUGUGGUACUCGACAUCAGAGGGUUAUAGCCUUGACUCUGAGGCAUAAGCACUUUUCCGGUAUUAUAUCUCCUCUUGUCGGAAAUCUAAGCUUCAUGAGGUUCAUCCAUCUUGAGGAGAAUCAAUUCCACGGUGAGAUUCCCCAAGAAUUCGGUCGCCUCUUCAGGCUGAGAGUCCUGAACCUACCAAUCUUUAAUAGUUCAGCCGUUGUUGUGAUUUCAGUAGCUGGCAAUUCCUUGCAUGGCAAUCUCCCAACCAACAUAGGAGAUCUGACGAAUCUUCAAUUACUAAAUCUUGGUAGCAAUCUCCUCGGCAGUCAAUCUACAGAAGACUUGGAUUUUAUUGCAUCAUUGACCAACUGCAGCAAUCUAAGCGUUCUUUCCUUGAGUGUGAAUAAAUUUGGAGGCAAUAUGCCUAAAGCCAUGGCCAAUCUCUCAAAUCAACUCACUGAAUUUUACGUGGGAGGAAACUAUCUAUCAGGAACUAUUCCAGAAGGAUUUGGAAACUUUGUCAACCUAUAUAAACUUGGCCUUGAAUUUAACUCUUUUUCAAGGAUUAUUUCAAGAGAUUUUGGCAAGUUACCAAAUUUGCAAGGAUUGCGUCUAGACCAUAAUGACUUGUCAGGACAGAUAGUCUCUACCUUAUGCAACAACACCAGUCUAUACUAUCUGGACUUAUCAUUUAACCAGUUUGAAGGGGGCAAUAUACUUGACAAUGUUCUUAUGAACUGUCAAAAUUUGCAAUAUCUGGAUAUAUCUCAAAACAACUUCACUGGAAUUAUAUCACCACAUUUUCUGGAGACUCAUUCAUCAUUGAUUUACAUGGGAUUAAGUGAAAAUUCUUUUACUGGUUCUCUGCCUCGUGAAGUUGGAAAGCUUAUACAUUUGGCUGAUUUCAAUGUUUCCCACAACCAACUUGUUGGAGAUAUACCCAUGUCACUUGCUGAUUGUUCAAAUCUGGAGAAUCUUUUUAUGCAAGCCAAUUUUUUCCAAGGAACAAUUCCACCAAAUUUGGCUUCUUUGAAGAGCAUCCAGCAAUUAGACCUUUCAAGUAAUAACUUGACUGGUCCAAUACCCAGUGAUCAAGGGGAAAAACACUGA